AUGGCCAGGGCAGUGGUGGGGGGCGCGACGGCGGCGGCGGUGGCGCUGGGCGGCAACCUCGGGGGCGUCACCAGCUUCCUGCUCAGCCUCGACGGCGGCGUGCUGGCGGGGCGCCUGAAGCUGGACGUGCUCGUCCCAGUGCGAGGCCUGAAGCGCUGCGUUGACGCGCAGAAUGGAUUCGAGUUCCAGUACCCCGCCAACUGGCUGGGUGACCAGACGCUGGUGCAGCGCGCGGCGCAGCGUGCUGAGCGCGAGCGCGCCCUGGACCUGCCGGCGCUGCGCGGGGACGAGGCGGCGGCGGCGGCGCGGCGGCGGGGCGCGCUCGACCCUGUGGUGGCGUUCGGCCCGGCUGGCAGCACGGGCGAGGAGAACGUGUCUGUCAUCGCGGGCCCCAUCGCGCCCGGCUUCACGCUGGAGAGCCUUGGCACCCCGGACGAGGCGGCCCUGAGGUUCCUCAACACCACGGCCGCACCCCCCGGCUCGGGCUUCACGGGAACCCUCCUCUCGUCGUCACAAAGACGCGACGAGGCAGGCGUCCUUUACUACCAGUUUGAGUUCACAAUCGAGAAGGACCCCCCAAACCCUUUCUUGCGACACAACGUGUCCGUCCUCGCGGCGCGGGACGACGUACUGCUGUCACUCAACGCGCAGUGCCCGCAGGCGCGCUGGGAGCGCGACGGGCCACAGCUGGCGGCCGCCGCGGCGACAUUCAGGCUGACGCGCAAGCCGCCGGCGCGACGGCGGCGGCAGCCGUACUGA
This is a messenger RNA of Monoraphidium neglectum, 759 nucleotides long. RefSeq lists its product as hypothetical. Gene Ontology annotation, cellular component: photosystem II; photosystem II oxygen evolving complex; extrinsic component of membrane. Gene Ontology annotation, biological process: photosynthesis. NCBI's taxonomy places the organism in Eukaryota, Viridiplantae, Chlorophyta, Chlorophyceae, Sphaeropleales, Selenastraceae. The transcript is spliced from 5 exons. Gene Ontology annotation, molecular function: calcium ion binding. Bases 1 to 759 code for a protein of 252 amino acids. The record is from RefSeq and is a predicted model, not a curated record.